Molecule: messenger RNA, 690 nt
Organism: Colletotrichum chrysophilum
Lineage: Eukaryota; Fungi; Ascomycota; Sordariomycetes; Glomerellales; Glomerellaceae
Exons: 2
Coding region: 1-690 (229 amino acids)
Biological process (GO): carbohydrate metabolic process
Molecular function (GO): hydrolase activity, hydrolyzing O-glycosyl compounds
Source: RefSeq, a predicted model, not a curated record
AUGUCCAUCUGGGAAGUCCGCAACAACAAGCAAAACUUCACCUACUCCAAGGUGAUGCUCUGGGUCGCCUUCGACCGCGGCCUCCGCCUCGCGGACAAACGCAACUUCCCCUGCCCCAACCGCAGCAAGUGGCUCGAGGCCCGGGACAACCUCAUGGAGGAGAUCAUGGACAAAGGCAUCAUCAAUCUCACUAACACGACGAUCCCAGGCUACAACAAGGAGAUGAAAUCCUUCGUCCAAAGCUACGAGAACAACACAAUGAUCGACUCCUCCAUCCUCAUCGCCCCGCUGGUCUUCUUCAUCGCCCCCAACGACCCGCGCUUCCUCAACACAAUGGACCGCAUCCUCCUGCCCCCGGAGAAGGGCGGCCUGACCAGCACAGGCCUCGUCUACCGCUACGACACGGAGCUCUCGGAAGACGGCGUCGGCGGGCGCGAGGGCGCCUUCAGCAUGUGCACCUUCUGGCUCGUCGAGGCCAUGACUCGCGCCUCCGUCUACGAGCCAAAGUACCUCGUCCGCGCCGUCAACCUCUUCGAGAACAUGCUCAGCUUCUCCAACCACCUGAGCAUGUUCUCCGAGGAGAUCGCCCGCAGCGGCGAGCAGCUCGGCAACACGCCCCAGGCCUUCAGUCACCUGGCCCUCAUCAGCGCCGCCUUCAACCUCGACCGUGUCACCGAGUUUAUGCGUUAA